Podarcis lilfordi (Lilford's wall lizard) is the source of this 22038-nucleotide messenger RNA. The record is from the annotation of a GenBank genome assembly. NCBI's taxonomy places the organism in Eukaryota, Metazoa, Chordata, Lepidosauria, Squamata, Lacertidae.
AUGGAGCGCACAAAAAUGCAGUCAUCUGGAAGGAGAACGACAGAACUCCAGAAGGAAGACAGGAUAGUAAGGUCAUGCAGAGGAAGAGGACCGUGUUCCUGAUUCCAAAAAACCCCCACAACCCACCCCAAGCUGUUCAUGCAGCAAAACAACAAUAGCAACACUGGGAUUUGUUGGGGUUUCCCUUUUCCACAGGGGAGAGAACCUCAUGGGGAAAAGUUCCUGCCUGGCGCAUGAGUUCUGUAUCCCUGGUUUGGCUUCUCCCGGGCGUGCAGGUUUCCCAACGUAAUGGAGUUUUUGGCACGGGGGAGCAUUUGAUCACAUGACACCCGCUCCCAACCGGUCCCAGGAAGACUGUGCCACGUGGGAAGCUCUGUCGGAGCCAGCCGUUACAAAUGGCGAAGUUUAGCAUAAAAUAAAAACACAGAGAGCCAGCAAUAUUUUCAUGAUGGUAGGAGCAGCUCCUUUUUCCUCCCUCUCCUCCUGCAGCUUCUUUUAUUAUCCUUUGUCUCUCUCUCCAGCCGCAUGGCUGUUUGCCAAUGUCUCACGUUACCUCAUCCGGUCAAGGCUUUUAUUGCCCCCUUCACCAUAUAGGGUCAAUCACUGCCCAGAGGAAACACAACUGCAUUUAAGUCAAUACAUUCCAAUACAUUGUAAAGCUCAGAGUGCUGGUCAGCCGAGGUCAGGGGGCACCCUGCAAUAUUACAAGCCUUUACCGUGGCUUUACGACUCCCACAAAGCUCGGAAGACAGACCAGCCAGGAAGUUGGACGAGAGCUUUAUUCUCUCCUCAACAAGAACAGGAACAGGAUUUAGCUGCGAUGAGAUCACGCUUUAGGUCCUUGCUCAGCUCUGCAAGAAUUGAAUCUAGGAAGUUUCUGGCCCUAUACGAAUGCAGUUAGGUUCAUUAAGGUUACCAUAUUCUUUUCAAUGAAUCCGGGGACACUUUAAAUACAUACAUACAUACUACACGUUUGAUGGCAGUGGCAGUGGGGCGGCUGCGGCCUUGACCUUAACUGCCAUGUUUCCCCUUUGAGGAGGGCCGAGAGCGGCGGCGGUGAGGCUCGGGCAGCGCGAUGCCUCCCUUCCCAUCGGAGCAGCCCCAAUCCCAUUCCUACUUGCAUGCAAGCAGGAGGUGGUGGGGAUCCCUCAGCUGGGAAGGGAGGCUUCCCCUUGCCUAACUGAGAGAUCCUUGCCCCCUCCUGCUUGCACACAAGCUCUGAUAGGCUGCGUGAAGCCUCCCUUCACAGCUGAGAGAUCCCCGCCCCGCUUGCACGCAAGUAGGAGUUGUGAGGCUGCUCCGAUAGGCAGCGUGAAGCCUCCCUUCACAGCUUAGUUGCUGGGGUCAGGGAAGGUGGAGGCAGCCCGGAAGCUGCGUCUUAGAGUCCCUGCACCACCAUCACAUGGGGACUUCCAAGCAGCUCCUGAAGCCAGCCAGAGCCAACUGCUCCAAGCUGCUGAGACUGCCGCUGCUGCGUUUCCCAGGGACAUUAGAUGAAAUCCGGGGACAUUCCGGGUAUGGAAUUUGUCCGGGGACUUAUUCGCAAAUACGGGGACUGUCCUCAGGAAAUCGGGACGUCUGGUAACCCUACCAUUGCCACCUUGGGACGCUUCCAGACACUUGCUCUCUUCAGGUUGGAUUCAAUCCUGCACCAUUAAAUUUGGGUGGCGCGAUUGGAGGACUUGUGCAACAAACCCACUUUCCCCGAAAGAUCAGACUCUUUGUGAUAGGAAAAAUGAUGGGGGAGGGGUGCAUGGGAGAAGGGGGGGCAACCAUUGUUUUGAACCUCCUUGCGAACAAGUCAGGAUGAAUGUUCAUUAAAUAGCUGGCAGCAUCUACGAUACAAUAAUCUUUAUUGUCAUUGUCCCAUACAGAACAACGAAACUGAAAAAAUCUACAUCAGACAUUCAAAAACCAACAAGCCUGCUGUCCCAGCUAUCCCAACCUUGUUAGUCCCUAAAAACUCUGAUACCCCAUAACUGAAUACAAUAUACUCCCAUACAGACUACCUUACACUGCGUUUAAAACCAAAAUCGCAUUUGGUUAGAAAUUGUUUCUCAGGCGGCUAGUCCUAGUCUUUAUGACCCUGUACCUUCUUCCAGAAGGCAGAAGCUGAAAGAGAUCAUUUCCUGGGUGUUCACUAUCCUGCACUAUCUCUGCAGCUUUCUUUCUCUAAUCUUCUUGCGCACAAAUCAAAAUGGAUUCACAGGGUCUUCUGGAAGGACCCUAAGUGACUCUUUCCUACUCAAUGUGAUUGGGGAGUGAAGUAUAGGUGGGUUCCCAUGAGGCAAGACACAGUGAUAACAGCAAGAACAUUCAUUGAACUACAUAACUGGAAAACGGGGGGCAAAGCAACUGCUUAUAUACUUUCCUGAAAGCCUGGGCCACUCCCACUCCCAACGUGAUUGGCUGUCUAAACUUCCAAGCUGCAAAUCACAACUCAAGAGUUCAAGGGCCAAUGGCAGAGGCCCAAAUCCUGAAAUGUUCUGUGAUUGGACAUCGUGCAUCGAAUCAGAACACAGGAGCUCAGAAUCCUUAGUCCUUAGACUCAAGCUCAAUUCUUAGACUCAACUCAAUCCUUAGACUCAAGCUCAGGCAAACACCGAUCACUGAAUACAUAACAGGGAGCCCCUUGUCAAGAUAACCACCUGGGGGGCCAUCAUUCCAUCUGAACAGGGUGUUUGUGUCUCCACACUCACAAGUCCACCUUGAUAGAUCAAAGGUCUGCAGCUCAGUUGCGGAGAACAUGUUUUGUGGGUGCAACAACAACAACAACAGCUUCUGCAGCUGCCAUUCAGUGCAGACAAUACCAGCCUAGAUGAGCCACAAUCUGACAUGGCCUUCAGGUUGCUUCCUGUGGCUUCUUCAGGAAUGCCAUUUCCCCCCUAGCAAAAAUCCUUUUUUCUUUCUUUUUCUUAUGCCACCUGAUGUUUCCUUCUGCCUAGGAACACUGAAGGCAUGUAAGGACAUCUCUUUCUCUUUUUGAGCUAUUUUUUGAUAAGAGUAACUCCAAGCUCUGCUUGCAGAACAAGACAUGGAUGCCGUUAGUUCCUCCAGUGCUUCCCCCCACUUUGAAACCAGGGAAGAGAAAUAUCGAUCUGAGCUUGAAUCCACCUUUUCUCUGCAAAACACUCGCAGGCAAUGGAGUCGAAUUUUCUGAGACUGUUGCUUUUGUCUAUGAGGCAGCCCCUGGGUAGAGGAAGCCAGGCAUUGUAUGCUAUUCUGUAAACUGUGUGAAAGAGCUAGGCAUUCCUAUUGAGAAUCCUUUUUCGUGGUGCUUGCUACACUCAGUGAUGUGGCUGAGAUGCAAUAUCUGUUGUCUUGGUUUCGACAGGGCUAAAGCACAGUCCACGGGAAACCCAAUUGCCUUUUCUUUCCAAUUCAGCGCUAAAGACCGGGUUUCCCCAGGGGAGAGCAGCAAUAACCAACACAUAUAUAUUUAAAGCAGUACACAGUUAAGUAGGUAGAUAGAAUGAACUCACCAAUAGAAGGGCAAAACGGAAGUGUGGUGGCGCAGCAAUAAAACUGCUAGCGCCUUUUGCAAAGCUAAGCAGGGCCUGGUACGGUUUGAAAAUUGGGUGAGCUCCCUGCAUUGCUGGGGGUUGAACUAGAUGACUCUCUGGGUCUCUUCCAACUCUACAAUUUUGUCGUGUGCAUCCCCCUCCCCAAGAUUUAAUAUUCUGUUUUUAAACUACAGUUUGCCACAGAGCCUAGGGCUUGCCGAUCAGAAGGUGGCGGUUUGAAUCCCCGUGAUGGAGUGAGCUCCCAUUGCUUGGUCCCUGCUCCUGCCAACCUAGCAGUUCGAAAGCAUGUCAAAGUGCAAGUAGAUAAAUAGGUACUGCUCCUGCGGGAAGGUAAAUGGCGUUUCCGUGCACUGCUCUGGUUCGCCAGAAGCGGCUUAGCCAUGCUGGCCACAUGACUCGGAAGCUGUAUGCCGGCUCCCUCGGCCAAUAAAGCGAGAUGAGCGCCGCAACCCCAGAGUUGUCCACGACUGGACCUGACGGUCAGGGGUCCCUUUACCUUUUGCUUAUUGUACAGGUCAUGUGUUUUACGUUUAUGUGUAAUUAUUAGAAAUAAUUUAAGCUGAUAUGUUUCCAUUUGGGUACCAUCUAUAUUUGGUUGUCUUAUGAAUAAAUCUAGACAAACCUAGACAGCAUCUUAAAAAGCAGAGACAUCACCUUGUCAACAAAGGUCCUUAUAGUUAAAGCUAUGAUUUUCCCAGUAGUGAUGUAUGGAAGUGAGAGUUGGACCAUAAAGAAGGCUGAUCGCUGAAGAAUGGAUGCUUUUGAAUUAUGGUGCUGGAGGAGACUCUUGAGAGUCCCAUGGACUGCAAGAAGAUCAAACCGGUCCAUUCUGAAGGAAAUCAGCCCUGAGUGCUCACUGGAAGGACAGAUCCUGAAGCUGAGGCUCCAUGGGGUCACGAAGAGUUGGACACGACUAAACGACUAAACAACAACAACAACAUUUCCGGGCACAAUUCAAAGGGCUGGUGCUGACCUUUAAAGCCCUAAACAGUCUCAGCUCAGUAUACCUGAAGGAGCAUCUCCACCCCCAUCGUUCGGCCCGGACACUGAGCUCCAGAUCCAAGGGCCUUCUGGUGGUUCCUUCCCUGCGAGAAUCAAAGUUACAGGGAACCAGGCAGAGGGCCUUCUCAGUGGUGGCGCCCGCCCUGUGGAACGCCCUCCCAUCAGAUGUCAAAGAGAUGAGUACAGUGGUACAUCCGGUUAAGAACUUUAUUUGUUCCGGAGGUCCGUUCUUAACCUGAAACUGUUCUUAACCUGAAGCACCACUUUAUCUAAUGUGGCCUCCUGCUGCCGCUGCGCCACCACUGCAUGAUUUCUGUUCUCAUCCUGAAGCAAAGUUCUUAACCUGAAGCAUUAUUUCUGGGUUAGCGGAGUCUGUAACCUGAAGUAUAUGUAACCCGAGGUACCACUGUAACCAUGUAAGCUUUAGAAGAUAUCUGAAGGCAGCCCUGUAUCGGGAAGUUUUUAAUGGUUGUGCUUUUAAUAUUUUUGGGGGAGCCUCCCAGAGUGGCUGAGGCAACCCAGUCAGGUGGGUGCAAUUUCUUCCUUCCUUCCUUCCUUACUUCUUUCCUUUCUUCUUCUUCUUCUUCUUCUUCUUCUUCUUCUUCUUCUUCUUCUUCUUCUUCUUCUUCCUCUUCCACGUUGGGCAAAAAGAUUCCUGCAUUUCAGGAAGUUGGACUUGGUGACCCAACUCUACAAUCCUAUGUUUCCAUAACUAUAAAGACAGUUCAAAGCAGCGCCAGCACAUGCAUAAAAUCCAUUUUUUUUCUCCUGCCUUGCCUUUCCACUUAGGACCGGGGGUUGAGGUGGUGGGUGGAAGGGAGAACAGCUCACGUUUGCAACGUUUCAAGAAACCCUUCGCUUCUCGUGCCGAUCUGCAGCGAGAGCUUGAAGGACGUGGGAGGGAAAAGGAGACAGAGCGACGUCUGUGCGCCUGGGAACUGGACUCUCUAUAGGACCCUGCAGGGCCGGGAGGGAGCAGCAGGAGGUGGGGAGAGAGGAGCGCUGCUCGGGACGGGGGGCCCCAUCCUUUGCUGCAAAGACGCAGCUGGAGAGCGCUUUUUCCUCUCCAACCCCCCCUUACAACUUUCCAGAAGUUUCUCUCGCGGGGUUAUAUAGCCCCCUCCUCCGGGCCGCCGCGUCGCAGAAAGCGCAAAGAGAAGCCCGGCUUUCCUUCCGCCGCCCGAGCGCCAUCUCCGAGGUGAGCGGGGCCCCUUUUGGAGACUUUUUGCGCAACUCUCGGGGAACCCGGCGCGGCUUGCGCGCGCGGCGCCGCUGACGGCUCCGAGUGGCCGCUUACUCGGGAGUAAGCCCCUUGACCUUCAGCGGGACUGCUUCCCAAGGAAGCGCGAAGCUACCUUAAGGCCGGUUUGGGGAGCUUUCCUUUUUGGAAAGCCUGCCUUGCUUGGGAAAGCGACUCUCCCUUUCCGGACGGCGAGGCGUCCGUUCCCUGCGGGUGGUUCUCUUGCGCAAGCCCCGCUGGGAGAAGCCGUGCCGUCGUGGUCCCGAGGCUUUGGCAGGAGAACGGCCCGCGCCGGGGUGGCCUCCUUAACCCCCGCUUGCCCCAGGCGUGAAUUCGGAUUAUGGCUCAGGGUGGAUCUGAUCUUGGAUUUGAACUUCGCAGGGGCGUAGGGGGAUCAGUUUCCUCUCCUUUUUGCAAAGCUGCAUUCCUUUUGUAGCUGAUUCAUUUGCUGGCUUUUUGGGGGUGCGCUCAAAAGAAACCCCCUCCGUCGCCACCAGGCGGGACCUUUGAGACACGUUGGUGAGCCGUCGAGCUCACCUUAUUUGGGGAAGGUGGCUUUUUCAUGCAACGCCUCCGGUCUCCCCAUCCAUGAUCACAGAAUUGUAGAGUUGGAGGGAGCCUUGGGGAUCAUCUAGUCCAACCCCCUGAAAAUACGAAUAUGCAUCUGUCCCAAUCAGGGAUCGAACCUGCAACCUUGGCACUAUCAGGCUCUAACCAAAUUGAGUUAUCCAGGCUAUACAAUGAAAUGCGUUAGGCGGGGGCUCCUGGCAGUGAUGUAGCCAGAGGCCAAGGUUGGUCUAGUCCAGCGGUUCUCAACCUGUGGGUCUUCAGAUGUUGUUGGACUGCAACUCAAGUGGGGCGCAUCUUGCGCUCUAGAAUGCGCUCUAGAAAACUAUACUUUGCGUUCAGUGCCUCUCUCUUUAGGACUCGUCUUUGGAGAGCGGAUGCCGAGAGGGACCCCCGGGAUCUCCUGGAGAGCAGGCGGAGCAGGGAGGAUCGCGAGAUCGCCCUUUUCCUUGUGGGGAGCUGCAGCAGCCGCCUCCGCCCCGUCUCUCUCCCUCCUCCAAGCGCUAUUCCUGGGCCUUGCGAGCUAGUUGGCUGCAACUUUUGCCGGCAGGAUUAAGCCUGCUCCGGUUUCCUCCCGGCUGCUGACUGCAUGGAAAGAUUGCUGGAGGAAAUGUACCCCCGCCCCUCCCGCGGGGGGGGGGGGAGUUGCAAGGAUGGGGGGAGGAUGCUCCCGAUUAUACAAGCCUGGUCCCAUAGAAGGCAUGUUUGUUUUUUUGGUGGUAGCGAUGUGGUACUAUACUUUGCGUUCAGUGCCUAGAUUGGGGGAGGGUGUUGCAGGUUAAAUGUCGGGUUAUUCCUCCCCACCCCCAAUGACCAAAGGUCUCAAAUGUGGGGAGGAGUGGCAGGCACCCACUAAAUAUUUGGGGAUGGCAGAAGCAGUGGAAAGAGGCAGAGAGGGCACAAUCUCGCCAGUGCUAAACACAUCCCAUGAGAGAAGUUUAAGUGCCUUAAAAGGUAGGAACAGACGUGCUUUUGGAUCAGACUCAAAAGUCUUUUGGAGUCCAAUAUCUUGCUUCCCGCAGAAAUCAACCAGAUUCACCCAGAAAACAGGACAAGGAGGCAGCAGCUCCUUUCACUUAAUGUGCCCUUAAUAGCUAUAUAUUUUAAAACCUGUUGUCAUCAUCAGUGCCUUGCAUGGGAACAAAACAGCUUAAAGCUGCAAGCCCCACUAACUGGGGGGGCAAAGAGAGCAGAAUUAGCAUCUUGGUCAGUGUGAAGUGUUUGUGGUUUGGAAUCUCCAAAAAUAAUUCCAUGCAGUUCAUCCCUUGUCUCUCUGGAUGAAUAAAUACAAAAGGUAGGUGUUGCAGAAUCAUAGCGGACAGACUUAUUUCAGGUCCAAUGUGGUGGAGUGCGCCUAGGAUAUGAAACGAGAAGUGUAAACCCAUCCUCCCUUUUUGCCGUGGGAACCCAGAGUUCGCCCUGAUAAGCCAAGCUUAGAAAGGUAAAAGAAAGCCCAGUUCAAAAAGGUGCAUUGUGCUCUCAUGUACAACUAACAAAAUGUUACCUCUUUGCUAAAAUGCAGUCGCUGUGACAUAACUGUUUCUUUGUCUGCAAACCCAAAAUCUGUUUGUUUUUUUUAAAAUUUUGAGGGUCGGAUCUUUUGGUAACCUGAGAAAUACUGUCACGUUUUGCGUUCAAACUCUGAAAUCCAACGCAGAAUGCAAAAAUGGUUCUCUUUAAAAAUAAGUGUCUGGCCCUCGUGGGAAAGUCUCAACAGUGUAGCAAGGACAUUGGGGACAAUGGCUUACAUUUUGAUGGGUGUGUUUUGUACAGCUCACCAUCUCUGUCUCCCCAUCCCCGGUCCCUCCAUUUAAAAUGUUUUGCCAAAAUAAACCAAAUUCCACGAAAGCCCAAAUUUUGUGAUGCAUCCGAAUAAACAGUGGGUGAUACUUGUCUGAGAUGCUUUUUUGCCGAGUGGUAAUUUGUGCAGAUUGCGCUCGGCUUUGGUUUAGGUACGGCAUACCAUUGCUAGCUCUCUUGGUCUCUGGUCUUGCCUGGGCUUGCUUACGUGGCGUGUGGGGGCAGCCAGAGACGUAGGAGGGGCUUCAUUAUGUGUAGUGCUAAGGGAACACUGCAAAGGAUGCAGUGUUGAUUUUAUGCCAGAGGUCGAUUUGUGCAUUUUCCAGCUUGCCCAUUCGCUUGGGGAAAGUUUUAGCACACUUCUGGAACAUGUUACAUAUUUCUUUCAUUUCUGCCACACCUUUUUAAAUGCUCCAAGGAACCUUUUUAUGACUGAGUGGAGAUUUGAACCCUAGUCUCCCAGGUAACGGCUGCACCAGCUCAGUAGAGGAAAAGCACCAGCAUUUUAAGAUUCAAGUGCAUAGCAAACACAAGCUCUACCCAUAUUUUGCAUUCCACAGCUGGUAGCUAACCGGUUUCCUAAAAUGCUUAUAAUUGCAUAUUUAACAUUCCAACGCUGGUAGCUAACUAAUUUCCUAAAGGGUGGAUUGAAAAAAGUUGAAAUCCCAGGACUGCCCACCCCAAAUCUCACAAAUUGCUCUCGAAGCACCAUCAGUUUGGUUGAGAAAAGGAGGAGGGUUACUCAGGGCACCCAAAUUAUUUUCCCCCCACAUAUCUAUAAUCCUAGGGAGUUCCACAGCUGCUGGCCCCGCCCACCUGGCCCUGAGGCCCCACCCUCUUUCUUGGAAGCCCUAUCCACAUUAUGCCAUGUGGAAGUGGGAGGGGCUAUGCAAAACAGCGAGGAGGAGGCCCGCCCAGGCAUUGGCUUGCAGGCAGGAAUUUCAGAGGGGCAGCCGCAUCGCUCUGUGAUUGGUCCCCUUCCGAUUUCAAAGUCCGCUUGGAACGGUGAGGUCUAGAAAGUUGUUUCCUGCAAUUAAAGGAACCGCUCCAAACCUCCUAGCUAGCAGCGUCCUCUGAUUCCUUCCUCCUUCCUGGCCCGUCGACAUGUAAACUGUAAUCUCUAAAGAAUCCUGUUGAUCUGUUCUGUGCAAAUGUUCUCGGAUCCUUGAGGGAACUGUCUGAUUUGUCUUGUUUUUUUUCAGAAUGAAAAAGCCAAACGUUGACCACACUAAGAGAAAGUUCCAAGGUAUCUUUAGAAGAACAACAAAAACAAAACAAAAACCCUCCACACUUGUCACAGCACACAUCCAAAAUGAAAUAACACCUAAAAGCUAGCACUCUGUCUUGCCCUGAGACAGGGUAACCUGGUCCAGGAAAAAGCAUCCAAAAUAGCUAGCUUGGCCCAGCUGUUCAUAUAACAUUGCCAUAUUUCAAAAAGUAAAAACCAGAAUACCCCGAAAAUUGUAAAGCUUUUUUGGGGGGGGGGGAACCACCAAAAUCAUUUUUCCAAUGAAAAAAAAACACGCAAAAAAUUGCUUUUUCGAUUGAAAGAGUGCUGCCUUUUGCAAAAAAAAAAUAAAGUUUCAACAACCUCCUUGAUCAGAUCACUGCACCUAAUGCUUAUUUCCCUAUUGAAGCUAAAAUCACCUUCUUGAGAGUUAAAACGCUUUUCUUUGCUGGGAACCUAAUAUAGAGCCUCGAUGACGCCUCCUUUCUGAAAACCUUGUGGGUGAUGGAGCGGCAGGUCUGUAAAUAAUUGGGUUGUCAGUUCACAACCCGGAGAACAUCUUAACAGCUCUGCAGACACAGGAGGGAGAUUCAGGUGAAGAACAGGCGUAGAAACCUUCCUGUAUCUUCCUCCUUUUUGGCUGCAGAGCUAAUAAUAAUAAUAAUAAUAAUAUUUUAUUUAUACCCCAGCCAGAGCUGGGCUCAGGGCAGCUAACACCAGUAAAAUUACAAUAAAAACAUAAUGGCGGGGGGGGAACCAAUUUAAAAUACAAGUUAAAAAUACAAUUUAAAAUGCAGCCUCAUUUUAAUAGUAGCCCAUAGAUCAAAACCAUAAGGUGAGGGAAACAUAAGGGUCAGACUGAGUCCAAACCAAAGGCCAGGUGGAACAGUCUUACAGGCCCUGCGGAAAGAUGUCAAGUCCCACAGGGCCCUGGUCUCUUGUGACAGAGCAUUCCACCAAGUUGGGGCCAGUGCUGAAAAGGCCCUGGCCCUAGUUGAGACCAAUCUAACCACUUUGUGACCUGGGACCUCCAGAGUGUUGUCAUUUGUGGACCUUAAGGUCCUCCGCAGGGCAUACCGGGAGAUUAUGUUGGAGACUGAGAGCUCUGCAGUCUGGCAAGUCCAGGCGAGCUCACUCUUAACGUUCUCAAAGACAAGCAGUUUAACCCCAGCAGUCAAUUACUUUGCUUCUGUAGCAAACCUUUUUGCCCUCCAAUGUUUUUGGACGACAUAUCCCAUCUUCCUUGACUUCUGGCUGCUGGGAGAUGGAGUCUACCAGCAUCUGGAAGAUGUCACCAUCCCUGCUCCAGAUGUUUCAAAUUACAACUCAUCGUCAUCAUAUUUGGCGCAAUCAUAUAGAGGGCCAGAGAUUCCCCUAUAGGCCCUGUCUGUCGUGUCCCAGCUGCUAACGCUGUUUGCUUAACCGCUGAAGACCAGCUUUUGCUGCAGUUUGAGAGUGUUAGCCCUGCGGACCACAGAGGAGUAAAUCUUUGCUGGCCAAAGCUACAGCCGUCAUAGGGGAUUUGUUACUGCUGAAUGUGCCGCUGGAGCAUAGCUGCAAAGGCACCAGCUGCUCAAGACACAUUGGGAAAGACGAUGAAACUCUUAAGCUCGGGGUCAUGGGUUUGAUCCCCGUGUUGGGCAAAAAAGAAAAAUAAUAAUCCCAGCUGUACAGUACUAUGAGAUCCAAAGUGACCCUCCAGGCCAGCCUUUCUCAACCUGUGGGUCCCCAGGUGUUGUUGGACUACAACUCCCAUCACCCCUAGCUAGCAAGGCCAGAGCUCAGGGACGAUGGGAGUUGUAGUCCAACAACAUCUGGGGACCCACAGGCUGAGAACCGCUGCUCCAGGCUGUGCCUUUCGCGAAGUGGACACUGCAGAUCCUGUUCCGCCAGAUCUAACCAGGGACUGGUUCUAACCAGAUCUGAAUAUAUAUAGCAAGAAAGAAGAUGUCUGGUUUUAAAAGCCUUUGUGUUUUUUCAUCUCCAUCCCUGCUCCCUCCCAACCACCGCCACCAAAAAGACCUUUUUUAACUAUCUGCAUUGCUCGGAACUAUAAUUUGACCCCACGGUGGAAAGCUAUGCUAUUUCCAGGAGUUAAUUGCAGAGGGCCUUUUGCCUGCCUGCGUGGCUCUUCUCCCUCCGCCCCGCCCCCCCGCUUUCUGCAUGGAAUGUCCCGGGGAGAGGCGGGGGGAAAUGGCUUCUCCCACUUCCUUCGCUUUGGUUUAUUCUGCUGCAUGAAGAGUACAUAGCUCAGACCCCACCCUUGGCAUAGUGCCACAGAGCGCAGCUGGAUGAGGUCUUGGCUACCUCCCAGAUGGGAUCAGGGAAGAAAAAUGCAGAAAUGGGAGCAGAGUGGAAGCUCAAAAAGAGUUUUGUCUGAACUGGCCCUUGCUAAUCUGGUGCCUUCCAGGUGUUUUGGAACAUCUGGAUGUUUUGGACUCUCCUUCCUUUUAAAGCAGAGGUUGGAUGCUCAUCUGUCAUGGAUGCUUGACCUGAGAUUCCUGCAUUGCGGGGGUUGGACUAGAUGACCCCUGGGUCCCUUCUAGCGCUAAGAUUCCAUGGAGAGCACCAGAUUGCUGAAAGGCGGAAUAAUAAUAAUAAUAAUAAUAAUAAGUAAAGGUAAAGGACUCCUGACAGUUAAGUCCAGUUGCAGACGACUCUUGGGUUGCAGCGCUCAUCUCGCUAUACAGGCCGAGGGAGCCAGCGUUUGUCCGCAGACAGAUUUUCCAGGUCAUGUGGCCAGCAGGACUAAACGGCUUCUGGCACAACAGAACACCGAAAUCAGAGCAGCGCACGGAAAUUCCAUUUAUCUUCCCGCUGGAGCGGUACCUAUUUAUCUACUUGCACUUUGACGGGCUUUCGAACUGCUAGGUGGGCAGGAGCAGGGACCGAGCAAUGGGAGCUCACCCUGUUGCGGGGAUUCGAACCGCCGACCUUCUGAUCGGCAAGCCCAAGAGGCUCAGUGGUUUCGACCACAGCGCCACCCGCGUCCCUGUAAUAAUAAUAAUAUUAAUAAUGAUGAUGAUGAUGAUGGAUAAAUAAUACCAUUUAGGGCACUUUUUGAAAUCCAAAAGUUCAGUUAUAGAAUUUGCUCCAGCCAGAUGUCAUAAUGGCCACUGACUCAGAGGGCUUUAAAAGAGGUUUGGACAGAGAUGGAAAGAAGAUAAAGUCCUGACCAGAGAAGAAUGGCAGAUCGAGUUGAUGGAUUUAUAAUUUUAUCUUAAAACCAUUGUAAACCGUUAAAAUUGUUAGUAGGAUUGGAAUAACACUUGUAGUUUAAUGGUGAAUUUUGGACACAAUGGAGAGGUAAAAGAUUUGGAUUAUCAUAAAAGAUGCAGGAGGAAAUUAUUAACAACAGGACCCACAAAGGGGAGGAGAAAAGUCCAAGAGAUUCUUUGGAAUCUCGUUUUUAUAUUGGAUGUUGUGAUCGUAAAACUGUCAUUUGAAAAGCCAAAUAAAUAAAUUAAAAUAAAAUAGGGUCAGACAAAUUCACAGAGGGUCUCAGUGGCUACUGGCCAUGAAGGCUGUGCCUUGCCUUCACAGUUUGAGGCAGCAAUGUGAGGAAACCAUAGGAAUCGAGGGCUUUUGUGCUCAAAUCCUGUUCGCUGGCUUCCCACAGAUGAGUCCCUGGCCUGAUCCAGCAAGCUCUUUUUAUGCUCUUUUGGCUUUGUGUUCCCGUUCGGAAACUACUUUUUAACCUCUCUUGAAUCGAGAAAAAGGACAACGUCCCAGUAGUGGCAGCAGCUCUGUGCAUUGAUUCGACCCUCCGGUUUGGCGAAAGGACAUUUUCCUCCCCAGUGGGAAUAUCUGGGAUUAAGGCUUCUUCAACAAGCAGUUCAGUUGCUGCUAUUAAUACUGCACCAUCGAGGCACUUAGCCAAUUCGGACAAAUCCAAAGUGUUUAACAACCUGUUCCAGCCUUCCUUAAAGCUGGUGUCCUCAUGUCGCUGGACUCCAAGUCCCAUCGGCCUCAUCUGGCCUCACGAGCGGUCGUAGAUUUUAUGGGAUGUAGCCGGAGAUUGGAUUUGGGACAGAUGUGGUGCAGAUGUUUUAGUGGGAACAUUCAGUUAGCCCUGAUGUGGAGUCACAAGAGAAUCUCUCCUACCUCUGGGAGGGGCUGCCCGUUGCCUUGCUGCCUGAGUCUGUGCUCUGGGAUUAAAGUAAAUAAUUAACACCAUUCAGCCAGAAGUACCGUAUUUUUCGCUCUAUAGACGCACCAGACCACAAGACGCACCAAGUUUUUGGAGGAGGAAAACAAGAAAAAAAAUAUUCUGAAUUUCAGAAGCCAGAACAACAAGAGGGAUCGCUGCGCAGUGAAAGCAGCAAACCCUCUUGCUGUUCUGUCUUCUGGGAUAGCUGCGCAGCCUGCAUUCGCUCCAUAAGACGCACACACAUCCCCCCUUACUUUUUAGGAGGGAAAAAGUGAGUCUUAUAGAGCAAAAAAUACGGUAUUUCCCAGAAUAACAGCUGGUGCAGAAUUUUUUUUAAUUUUUAAUUUUUUUGCAUGCUGAAACGAAGCUUUUUCAGGUGCGGGGAGAGUAGUGGAUACAUCACAUUUUUAAUUAAAGGGAGGAAUAAGAUUGUGAUACGAUUUUUUUGGGUGGGGGACGACCGUUAAAUACUCAAACUUUCUCAGAAUCCGAAAGCUCCCUCUGGUGGGUCCUACAAGGAAGUGCAAAUAGCUGCAUGUUGACAUUUGGAGAUUGCAACCAAUGUCUGUCCUUUUCCUCCACAGCAUGCAGGACUCUGCAAACCUCCUUCAUAUUCCUCCUUUUAUCUAACCUGAUGGCCCUAAAUACUUGCAGGAAUGGUGAACCAGUGGCCCUUUAGAUAUGGUUGGACUACAGCUCCCAUCAUCCCUGGCCAUUCGACAUGCCUGAUGGGAACUGGAGUUCAACUCGAUUCCUUGGCAGGGACGUGUCCUUGUUUUGCACCUCUUACUAUUUACUGGCCAAAGGUGAUUUGCAGCAGCUUGCAACCAACCAAACAGAAACCUACAUUGGAACAAAAAAGGCCCCCUUGAAACAAUGCAUUAAAAACACCCCAGCCACUUUUCCAUCACCGUUUUGAGAUGGGGAGACCAGAACCACAUGCAGCAUUCCAGAUACGGCUUUACACUGAGCCGCGCUGCUGAUUCAUGGACCUCUAUAUUGUCAAUUCAAGACUGGCAGCAGCAGCUCUCCAGGAUUUCAGACGGGACAUUCCUAUCCCUAGCGGGAGAUGCCAGGGAUGGAACCGUGGACCUUCUGCAUGCAGGGCAGGUGUCCUGCUGUCUUGCCAAAUGCAAGGUGGUUCUUUUUAAUGAGAUUCAGAAGCAAUACAAGCACAAGUGAGUGAGAAGAUUAAAGAUUCUGUUCUAAACAGCAAGCAUUAUAUACCGUAUUUUUUGCACCAUAACACUCACUUUUUUCCUCCUAGAAAGUAAGGGGAAAUGUCUGUGUGUGUUAUGGAGCAAAUGCCUGCGGGUGGCGGGGGGGAUCUGCUGCAGUCGUGAGCAGAGGAUCCAUGGUUCCCCUUCCUUCCCUCCUCCGUGGUUACAAAGCAUGGAUCCACAUGGAUCCUCAGGAUUUUUGCAUUGGGCUACUCCAAACUCACUGUCAGAUCACAUGUCUGUGGCCACAGCAUGAACCACAAAAAUCAUAUAUCCACUAUUUCGUUUAGAAUAUUUUUUUUCUUGUUUUCCUCCUCUAAAAACUACGUGCGUGUUAUGGUCUGGUGCGUGUUAUAGAGCGAAAAAUACGGUACAUUACCAAGCAAGCACUUUGAUCUGCCACUGGGAAGCCCUUGAGAAGUGGUGAAUCAAUCUGCCAGGUGGCCUUUGUUUGCACGGCCCUGCGGCCAUCAGUCCAUGCACAAGCUUCUCAGAACUAUGUCCCAAAACCAUCUGAUUUAUAGAUUAUUGAUAGCUAGCCUGUACGGCUUGUCCAACUGCCUAGAUGCAGUUUAUUUUUAUUUAUUUUUUAAAAAAUUAAAUUUUAUUUGCUCAACACAUAACAACAACAAAAAGACAUAUUACACCAUAAUAAGAAUACCAUCAGUUGCACAUUACAUAAAGAAUUCAUAUAAAUUCCAUAAUCCAUGAACGGUAAUGAUCUCUUCCUUUUAAAUCCGACUUCCCAUCUACUCCAUAAAUCUAAUUACCAUUCUUUGCUGCCAAUACACGUUAUUGCUAUAGUCUCAAAUCAGUUCAAAAUGUAUUAUAUCAUAUACCUAAUGAACGAUAUUGCUGGUAUUCAAAUGCCGCAAUGGAUUUUAAGUCAGUAUUAUUAAUUUUCAAAUAUAUUUUAAAUGCUUCCUAUUUUGAAAUAAAUUCUUUCCUUAAUAAAAUAAAAUAAAAUUUUAUUUAAUUUUCCAGAUAGGCUGUCUAACUCAGCAUAGUCAAUCAUUUUCUGGACCCACUCUUGUCUUGAGGGAGCUUUUUUACUUUUCCACAUUGUGGCUAUAAGAACCCUCGCUGCCACCGUUGCAUAGAGAAAGAUAUCCUGAAAUUGAUUAGGAAAGUCCGCAUCAAUCAUACCCAGUCAAUAUGCCUCUGGUUUGAAGUUUAUUCAUUAGUCACUACAUGCAGGUUGUUCAUUAGUCACCCUCUUCCCAAUGCUUGUACAUCAAAGAAGGUCAAAAGGUAGCCAACAUUAUCGCUUCUUCCUUCCACCAGAUGACACAUUAAAGGCUACUCUCAGCCAUCAAAGAGCAGAACAAGCGAUGUCGUUGUUUAGUCAUUUAGUCAUGUCCGACUCUUCGUGACCCCAUGGACCAGAGCACGCCAGGCACUCCUGUCUUCCACUGCCUCCCACAGUUUGGUCAAACUCAUGCUGGUAGCUUCGAGAACACUGUCCCACCAUCUCGUCCUCUGUUUGUCCCCUUCUCCUUGUGCCCUCCAUCUUUCCCAACAUCAGGGUCUUUUCCAGGGAGUCUUCUCUUCUCAUGAGGUGGCCAAAGUAUUGGAGCCUCAGCUUCAGGAUCUGUCCUUCCAGUGAGCACUCAGGGCUGAUUUCCUUCAGAAUGGAUAAUUUUGAUCUUCUUGCAGUCCAUGGGACUCUCAAGAGUCUCCUCCAGACCAUAAUCCAAAAGCAUCAAUUCUUCGGCGAUCAGCCAUCUUUAUGGUCCAGCUCUCACUUCCAUACAUCACUACUGGGAAAACCAUAGCUUUAACAAGAGAUAGAGGGGAAGUAAACACAGGCAGGAAGAAAAGACCAUGUCAGAUCACUAAACUCAUUGAUUGCCCCUACACCUGCCACUAAGUAACAUCCCUUCCCUACAUAGGCCCUUCCAGCGCUGGUGGUUUUCUUUACCCAUAGAAUACAUCUCCUGGUUGGAGAAGGAACAGGGAAACUGGACCGCUCAGCCUCGCUGAUCCUUGCCUUCUGUUUCCUUGCAGGCUCAGCUGGUUCCCAGCGUCCAUGGCAGCCACCAUGUGGAUGAUCCGACUCCUUGCGCUCUGCGCCUUGGUCCUUGCCGUUCCCCCGGAGGACAAGAAGAAGAGCGAGAAGAAGGCUUCUUCCGGAGACAAGAAGCUGAGCGACAAGGCAGCCGCCCUGGCCGACCGCAGCGCCACCCUGGCCUUCAACCUCUACCACGCCAUGGCCAAGGAGAAGAACAUGGAGAACAUCUUGGUGUCUCCGGUGGUGGUGGCAUCCUCUCUCGGGCUGGUGUCCCUGGGCGGCAAGGCCACCACGGCCUCGCAGGCCAAGGCGCUGCUCAGCGCCGACAAGCUGAACGACGACUACGUCCACAGCGGCCUCUCGGAGCUCCUGAGCGAGGUCAGCAACUCCACGGCCCGCAACGUCACCUGGAAGAUGGGCAGCCGCCUAUACGGCCCCAGCUCCAUCAGCUUCGCCGACGACUUCGUCAAGAGCAGCAAGAAGCACUACAACUACGAGCACUCCAAGAUCAACUUCCGGGACAAGCGCAGCGCCCUCAAGUCCAUCAACGAGUGGGCCUCCCAGACCACCGACGGCAAGCUGCCCGAGGUCACCAAGGAUGUGGAGAAGACGGACGGAGCCCUCAUCGUCAACGCCAUGUUCUUCAAACGUAAGUGGAAGCCGGCGGGGAGGGUGGUUUUGGGGUGCAAGCCCUGAGCUCUUGCUGAGCAUGUGGGAUCCAGAUAGGAGUGGUGGAAUUGUUCAGCCAGCAGAAAGAGCCCUACUGGAUGAAAACAAGGGUUUCUGAAAUGGAAAACGAGCGAGGUCCCAACCAAAGAAGAAUGGCCACUUGAGUUGACAGAAUAUGCGCAGCUUGCAGACUUAACGUGUAGAAUAAGAGAACAAGAACAACAUGCGCUUAGAGAAGGUUGGAAAAUGUUUAUUCAAUAUAUGGGAAAUAAUGACGUACGGCUGAAAACGCUGGCGGCGUUAAGAUAACCGAAAUAAUAUAAAUAAAAUGGAAGAUAUAGUGAAAGUAUCAGCAACAGAGGAAUGUCAGUCAAUUGGUAAAGGGCUGUAAUGAGAGAUUGGCAGUGUUACCUUGGGUUACAUACGCUUCAGGUUACAGACGCCGCUAGCCCAGAAAUAGUACCUCGGGUUAAGAACUUUGCUUCAGGAUGAGAACAGAAAUCGUGCUCCGGCGGUGCGCCGGCAGCGGGAGGCCCCAUUAGCUAAAGUGGUGCUUCAGGUUAAGAACGGUUUCAGGUUAGGAACAGACCUCCAGAACAAAUUAAGUGCUUAACCUGAGGUACCACUGUACUCUCAAUGUGGGCUUUGGGCACAUGCAAAAAUGAGACGUCAACAGUGUGGUGGCAUUUGGUUCCUUUUAGGGGAAAGGAGUUGCAUAACUGUGGGUGCCACUACAGAGAAGGCCCUGUUCUGAGUCACCAUUCAGUGAGCAACACCUGUUGUUGAAAGGGCAUCCAUUCAAGGUGCAAGCUGGCUGGCCCGGGGAGAGGCGCUCAGAUAAAUACCUCAAUCCCAAGCUUCUAAGGGCUUUGUAUAUUAAUAUCAGCACCCUGGAUUUGGCCUGCUAAUGUAAAGACGGCACAGAAUAAAUAGUGUUAAAUAGUGUUAAAUAGCAUUGCCUGCAAGUGCCAGUCAAAAUGCCGGCAGCUGUGUUUUGUGCAAGUUCCUUGCUUCUGGGUUUGGCUUCUUGAAAGGCCUGAAACCGCAGCUACAAAGCAAGAAACAGCUGUGUGUUCUUUGAAUUGUGGCCGGGGGGGGGGGCACGCGCAAUUGAAUCAGAUGCGUGAGAUACAACAAACUGGUCUGUCCUGCUGUUAAACCGGCCUUGCUUCAUCUCCUUCCACAGCUCACUGGGACGAAAGGUUCCAUCACAAGAUGGUGGACAAUCGUGGCUUUAUGGUGACGCGUUCCUACACGGUUGGCAUUCCCAUGAUGCACCGCACCGGUAAGAGAGCCUGGAAAAGGAGCCCGGCCUCAUUCUUGGCUGGAAAAGCUUCAGUUUUAGACUGCUAACACUUUCUAGGACAUGGCCUCAUUCGCCUCUGCGUGGCUCCAUCCUUAUUUCAGACUUCGUGGUAUAUCAGUAUUUUUGGUGAUCCUUCAUAGCCAAGUAAGAUGGAAUGUAGGGUCCCUCCAGGUGGGUGUUUUGUGGGUAUCUUCUGCAACAUGCCAUCGAUGCAGUCAUAGUCUUUGUCUUCUUUGGCUAUCCCUCAUAGCCGAGUAAGAUUGUCUUCCAUAGACACAAUAUUAACAGUGAGUCCAUAAGUGACUGUGGAGGCCAAUUUUGGAUCCACACAUCCUUCCACAGUGGGGACACAGGUUUCCGGGCGGGAGUUGAUCACGGUGUGGAUUUGCCAAGCAUGCCUUACUCUUAGCACGUUUCUCCCAUUUGUCCUGUGUUCAAGUGUCUUCAAAGUCCAUGACACCUUUGGUAAAGACUGUUCUCCAACUGGAGCGCUCGCAGGCCAGUGUUUCCCAGUUGUCAGUGUUUAUACUGCAUUUUUUGAGAGAGUCUUUAAACCUCUUUUGUUGACCACCAGCAUUAAGCUUUCCAUUUUUAAGUUCAAAAUAGAGUAGCUGCUUUGGAAGACGAUCAUCAGGCAUCCGCACAACAUGACCAGUCCAACGAAGUUGAUGUUGAAGAAUCAUUGCUUCAACACUGGUCAUGUUUGCUUCUUCCACUACCCUGGCAUUAGUUCGCCUGUCUUCCCAGGUGAUGUGUAAUUUUUUAAGGAGACACCGUUGAUGGAAUCUUUCGAGGAGUUGGAGAUGGCGUUUAUAAGUGGUUUACAUUGUGAUGUUUAGCUGGUGAUCUAUCACGAUGUUGAAAAACAGACAUUGGCCAGCCCUAAUCCUGAUCCUAAGUGGCAUGACUGCUCUUAAGUUGCUUAAUUUUUCCCCUUGUUCUCGGUACUGUUUUGCCUCGCCUCCAUAAAGGUAAAGGUAAAGGGACCCCUGACCAUUAGGUCCAGUCGCAGACGACUCUGGGGUUGCGGCGCUCAUCUCGCUUUAUUGGCCGAGGGAGCCGGCGUACAGCUUCCGGGCAUGUGGCCAGCAUGACUAAGCCGCUUCUGGCAAACCAGAGCAGCGCCCGGAAACGCCGUUUACCUUCCCGCCGGAGCAGUACCUAUUUAUCUACUUGCACUUUGACAUGCUUUCAAACUGCUAGGUGGGCAGGAGCAGGGACCGAUCAAUGGGAGCUCACCCCGUCGUGGGGAUUUGAACCGCCGACCUUCUGAUCGGCAAGUCCUAGGCUCUGUGGUUUAACCCACAGCGCCACCCGCCUCCCUUGCCUUGCCUCCAUAGAAACCCAAUAAAUAUUAGUGCCAGAGAAGAAUAGUGUGAUCUGCAUCGAUGUGCCGCUGUGCACUUGCCUGCUUCGCCCCUCGCCUGUCUCCCUGCAGCCGCUGACUCAUUCCCCCUUGUUUCCGCAGGGCUGUACAACUAUUUCAAUGACGAGGCAGAGAACUUGCAGAUGGUGGAGAUGCCUCUGGCACACAAGCUGUCUAGCAUGAUCUUCAUCAUGCCCAACCAUGUGGAGCCGCUGGAGAGGCUGGAGAAGCUGCUGACCCGGGAACAGCUGAAGGUCUGGCUGGGGAAGAUGAAGCAGCGAGCCGUCGCCAUCUCCCUGCCCAAGGUCAGCCUGGAAGUCAGCCACGAUCUGCAUGUGAGUACCACCAUUGCAUUGCAUUUUGCUUUUCGUUUGUACACUACUAGAAUCAAAGGAAUUUCUCUCUGUAUGCAACUACUGCCAUGAGGAGGGUACUUGAUGCCCCCAAAUGGCAUAUGAAAGAAGAGCGGAAGUUGAAAUGGAUGGGAGUACAGUGGUACCUCGGGUUACAUACGCUUCAGGUUAUAUACGCUUCCAGGUUACAGACUCCGCUAACCCAGAAAUAGUACCUCGGGUUAAGAACUUUGCUUCAGGAUGAGAACAGAAAUCGUGCAACGGCGGCAGCAGUGGGAGGCCCCAUUAGCUAAAGUGGUGCUUCAGGUUAGGAACAGUUUCAGGUUAAGAACGGACCUCCGGAACGAAUUAAGUAUGUAGCCAGAGGUACCACUGUAUGGCGAAUUUGCAAGUUAAACUCAUAAAACUGGAGGACAAGACAAGACAGCCUUCAAGGAGGAUUGGAAAACAUUUGUAGAUUAUAUAACAGCCGUACCUUGGUUUUCGGUGCGGCUUUCGAGGAAGCUUCUGCAGCCAAUCAGAAGCCGUGCUUUGGUUUCGGAAGUCGAACGGACUUCUGGAACAGAUUCCGUUCGACUUCCAAGGUACGACUCUGACUCUCUCUCUCUGUCUAUGUGUGUGUGUGUGUGUGUGUGUGAGUUAAAAUGCUAGCAGAUUUGGAGUAAGCUCAUCAGUCAAAGUUACUCUGAGAAUAUGGUGGAGGAAAGAAGGUCUUAAAUAAUUAUAAUAUGCAGCAGUAAUAGAUAAUUUGAGGAAACCAUGGAAGGGUGGAAGGGAAGUCGGUUACCAAGGGAAUGUGUAUUGCAAAAUGUUUGACUAAUUGCAUUGUUUUCAAAUAUAUAUAUAUUAUAAUUUGUAUACCACCUUUGUAUGUUACUAUGCACAAGGUGGUUUGUAAGCUGAAGAAACGAUGAAUCAGACAGGAAAGAUCACAAAUAAGAGUCCGAUCCAGUACAAAAAAAAAAGUCACAGUAACAACAGGUCAAAUACAGUGGUACCUUGCUUUGAGAACAGCUUAGUUUAUGAACAACUUGGACUAAGAACGCUGCCACCACCCAGAAGUAGGUGUUUUGGUUUGUGAACUUUGCCUUGGAAGCAGAACAUGUUCCGCUCCUGUUAAGUGUGUUCCAUUUGUAAAUUGAGCCCCCCGUUGCUAUAGGAAAGCACACCUUGGUUUAAGAAUGCUUUGGUUUAAGAACGGACUUCUGGAAUGGAUUAAGUUCAUAAACCGAGGUACCACUGUAAAGCAAUAUUCAACAAUCCAUUAGAAUGUAAUAUAUAUGUGCCGUCGUUUUCCAGAAACAUUUGGCUGAUCUUGGCCUAACAGAAGCCGUCGACAAAAACAAGGCUGACCUUUCUAAGAUUUCGGGCAAGAAGGAUCUCUACCUCUCCAAUGUCUUCCACGCUGCGGCCCUUGAGUGGGACACGGAGGGGAACCCCUUUGAAGGCGACAUCUACGCCCGGGAAGAGAUGAAAAACCCAAAGCUCUUCUACGCAGAUCACCCGUUCUUCUUCCUGAUCAAAGACAAUAAGACCAACUCCAUCCUUUUCAUUGGCCGACUAGUGAGGCCCAAAGGAGACAAGAUGCGUGAUGAAUUGUAG